AUGUGUUUAUUUCUGUCGAAGAAAAACCCCCAAACGUCUCUGUGCGUAAACCCCUCCCGCUCCCGGACUGGGCGUGCGUCAGGAGCGCAGGUGAAAUCCUCUCCAUUCCCAACAGACCGCCUCUCCGAGAGGUCCGCGGUGGAGAUUCAAGACAGGAGCAAGAUCAGGAAGUGUAAGCUGGUGCUCAGGUGCGUCUGUAAAUCUGACCGCUCAGGAGUGACAGAAGACAGAGAGGGAAAAAAAGAGGAAGAGAAGAAGAAGAAGAGAGGAAGAGAGGAGCGCGGAGACGGAAAGAACCUGGAAAAGUUACGGAUGUCCCACUGA
Molecule: messenger RNA, 324 nt
Organism: Xyrichtys novacula (pearly razorfish)
Lineage: Eukaryota; Metazoa; Chordata; Actinopteri; Labriformes; Labridae
Source: the annotation of a GenBank genome assembly